Danio rerio (zebrafish) is the source of this 3466-nucleotide messenger RNA. The record is from RefSeq and is a predicted model, not a curated record. NCBI's taxonomy places the organism in Eukaryota, Metazoa, Chordata, Actinopteri, Cypriniformes, Danionidae.
CUGCAGUUGGGUUGUUCUUCACCUUGCUUUAGUUUAGCCAUGUGAAUGAAGGGUGUCGGUGGGAGUCGACUCUGAAAACCGGGAAUCAAACUCCCAGGUCCGCGCCGCUUUAGCAACUCCCAUUUCCGGGUAGACCCGCAGUAUGAGGAAUGCUGACGUCAGUGUCAGCUGUUUUACACAACAUUAUCUCAUGCCGGUAGGACGUACCUUCACAACAACAUAGAAUGUGAUGAAAAGAGGCAAGUUGUCCUCCUGUGCGUCGAAAACUGCAUAUCAACUAAGCAUUAGAUCGGGAGCAAGGGUUAGCACAACGCAGCCAAGGCUCUUCACUCCAGUGGUGGAUUUUCCACGCCCAGCUGUAAUCGCCUUCUCUCGGAUGAAAUCGUACAGCCAGCCGUUCAGAUAAGUUCUGUCCACAUCCAUGGUGGUGAACCCAGCUGAUGGAAAAGAAGGCUCUCAAGCAGCUCAACAUGGUCUCUAGGCUGCCCAAGUUUUCUUCCCGCAGCUCAGGCACCACCACGUCUCCCCUACCUCAAGGAUCUGGACUCCCAGUUCCCUCCUAUGAGUGUAAAGGUGGACCUGUAGGCAGGCAGAAUGGUUUAACACAAGUUCGAUCCUUAAACUGGAGAAAGUGUGAAGAGGAAACUGGAAAUAAUGUUCAAUGCAGUAGAAGCCUGGAUGAGGAAACUAGUGCAACUAUAGAUUCAGACUCCCCUUUAAUGGUGACUAAAAAACUUUCCCCUGCUGCUGUAGUUAAAUGUAAGAGUGCAGUUUCGACAGCACAAUGUAGGAGUAUACCACAGCCUACCAAAACCGUUUCCCGCAUGACUACCCCCAAACGCCUCUCCACAGGCAACACUAUAUACAAUGGCAUGGGUACUCUGAAUGGAGCCAGUAGUGGUAAUGAACGCUCUUCAGGGUCUGGUCUUGGUCACGUUUCACAACAAAAAAGCUUGCAGAGCAAACUGUCCCUGUCCAGUGACCGUAUCAAGUCUACUUCUAAAGAGAGCAUAGAGCGCUCUCAGAGUUUCACAUACUUUAAGAGGGGAGCAUCUCAUACUGACCCACCUAUGACCAGGUCUUUUUCCUUUAAUAAAGCUACUGAUCUUGCAAACAAACUCCCCAGACCUUUAGCACCAUCUCCAGUGCCUAGAUCACCCCUUAAUCAGCCGAAUCCAGUUUUAUCCAAAGGGAAAGUAGACAAAUUUGGUUUCACAAAGCCCUCUUUAACUGCUAGUGGCAACAUUUUGCCAGUAGCCACAAUAAAGAAGUCCCUAUUACCCAGCUUUUCAGGUAACAAAACGUCUGUGCUCAGUUAUAAACUUACACGUCCAUCGCUUAACAAACAUCCCCGUCCUGUUUUACCUGCACCUGUCCAAAAAGAAGCAGAAUUGAGUGAAGAUGUCCAAACCCUUACACUGUCAGCAGAAACCAGUUCAGACCUAACCAACAACACUGACAGCACUGAAACUACCCCUACUGAGAAUGAAAUUACACCAAACAUGACUCCAAUCGAAGUCAAGGAGUUUGAGGUGAGCGUGGGGAGCUCUUUGGAGAUUUUUGAGGAUAUGUCACUAUCAUCCUCCUCCUCUGUGGAGCACAAUGAUAGUGAAGAGUACAUGGAUGACUUUGAUAAUCUUGGGAAUGGAGGUGAGACCCUGUUUCUGCCUGUUCACAAAGAUGGAUUAGACCACUUAGGACUGUGUGAAGAUGAAAAUGGCCUAGUCACCAAGUGCAAUGAGGACUCAUCGAUGACCAAUCUGCAUGCCUUCUUAUCCGAAACUGUUGACUGGGAAGGGAUGGGCCUUACAGGUGGCAAAGAUAGGUUUGAGCAUGACUCGUCAUCUCCAGUGGGCGAUUUUCCUCAUGGCUCAUCUCUGGACCUGUCACCCUCAGACAGCUCUGGAGGAACUUACAUGUGGGAUGAAGAGGGGAUGGAGGCACUCGGAGGCUCUGGACACCCAUGUGGAAGCUUUGGCUCAGACCUCAACAGUAUGGACAUUCUCAACAAGCUUGAGAAUGUGGAGUCAUGUGACCUGGAAGAUGAUGACCUCAUGUUGGAUUUGGACUUGUCUGUAGACGCAUCAUUUCACAGUGACACUGAUGAAAUGUCGUCUUAUGAAUGGUCUGAAAAAGAAGGUCGGCCUACUCAGAGGAGGAGAUGGCAACAACACCGGGGCAUGUGUGAAAACAGAACUGGCCUUUUGCAGUCAUUUGACGGGUUUAGGGGACAUGGACUGGAGAGGUCAAGGUCAGACCAUGUUACACUUGAUGAUUUGACACUGAAUCUCGUGGCUCAAGACUGCUCUUCUGUCAAAGAACAACUGCUUCAACUGAUGACACUGCUUCAGAUGGAGACUGAAUGUUCAGUCGAAGAGACUUCAGAGGCUCUGACUCCACAAUCCACCGACCAGUCUUUACUUGAUGAAAAGGUGGCACUGCUCCUGAAAGAGAUUGAAGAACUGAGAAAUGAGCUCAGAAGCAAAGACAGGAUGAUCGCUGAGCUUUCCCAGCAGCUGUCUUCUCCAGUGGAAGAUAUACAGUGCCACUGCCUGGAUGGUUUAGAUGGUAACAAGUUGUCAUUGGAGCACCAGGACAAGGAUACUCAAACCCUGUGGAAGCCACAUAAUCUUCAGAUACUACAGACUCCCAGAUUCAUACCCAACAAGCUCGAUGACCAUGAUGGACUGUCAAGACCAACCUGUAAAGAUGCCUCUUGUAACAGUUUGGAUGCCAACCCUGGUAACCACCCACUGACACCCCAGCCCAGCUCUUCAGACCUACAAAAUCCCAUCGCUGCUGCGUCUACCCCUAAUUGUAUAGCGCCAACGGUAUUUAUAUCUGCUGAUAGCACUGCUGCCUCCUCUUCCAAAACUUUUCAGAGCUCUGAACCUGCUGAGCUCGGCCUCACAAGCAGCCGGCUCAAAAUCAAUGAGCCAGCAAACCUACCAGCUUCUGCCAGCUUUUGCUGUAAGCUAGAGAACGGUACACAAAAACUUCCUUUUAAAAGAAGCAGUUUUUCAAGCCCGCAGCCACCAAGCUAUAUUAAAAGAGCUUCGACACUCAUCAAGCCCCAGGAAGUACAGCGGGUCAGUGUGUUCACCGGUGCCCUGGGUAGGUUGGGAGCCACAGGUCCACCCAGAACAAGACAUCAACCUUUAUCAGCUCCCGGACUACAUUACAUUAACCCAUCCCAACAGACUAGCAUGCACACUACCAAUCUAGAAACAAAAUGUAACCGACAAAAUCAAGAGGACAGACAGUCUCUGUUUCUCAGAAAGAUAGAGAGCAGUUUGCCCAGGUCUCAUGCCUCCCUGCAGCCUAAACAUUCCCGCCUACCUAAACCACAGUCAUAUUCCGCUCAACCCAUCCCUGCUGCACAGAAAGGUCAAACAAUAACCUCCCCUGAUAUACCUUCUCAUAUGCUUUCCCAAUAAUAGAUUGGCUAAGCAAAAAAAAAAAAAAA